UUCUGCAGUGUGGCAUUUGGUUGGUGGUGUCUUUACUGAAAUCCCCAUGGAAGGAAGACCUGAGUGCAGUGUAGGAACCCUGAGAAGUGCUGAAGGGAACUGAACACGAAGAGUGCUGGGUGCAGAGAGCAUCUCUGUAGGAGCUGACUGCGUUUGUGGCCAUUCUCCAUCUCAGAAGCCAUUUUGGUUUUGCUUUUAAUAAAUUAAGGGCUAUUGAGAAGAGAAACUUGGAUAUUCAUUAGCCAAGCCAGUGAAGAACGUGGCAUUCUAAAUCCUUUCUGCAAUCCAUCGUUCAGACAAUCUGGUUAUUGACCUGGUUUGACCAUAGCUCUGUUACACCAUCAGAAAGAAACAACUUGAUCAUGGAGAGCUUUUCUCAUUGCUUUUUUCUUUCGGGAUGCAGUGGGGUUGGUGCUCUUGAAUCCCAUCUGCUUUCCAACCCAUGCAGAACCACUGGGUGCCGUCAACUCUUGGACAAUGAUGGGUGCCAGUGAUGCAGCCCUGCUCACCACUGAUCUCUGGAUGUCAAAAUCUUGUUCUCAUCAUCUUGGUCCUUUGGGGAGGACUUCAGAUUUUAGGAUAAGUGUCUACAGAGCAGAGCCAUACAGCCGCUAUGGGUGUCAUGAUUUCUUUGUGCUAAGCAACAUUGUUUUAGAGGUUCCAGCAAUUAAGAUGUAUUGUUUUAUAGUUUGCUGGGAAGAUUGAACUGGAACAGCAGCGUGGAAAUUCAUCUGAAAUGGCAUGGAAAUGUCAAGGAGUAGAAAGGAGGACUUAAUAAAUAGUCAAGCAGAUCCCAGUUGCUGGGAUACAGUGGGUUUAAACGUUCUGCUGCCUGGGAACUGGAACUCCUCAUCGGUUCUGACCCACACAGUGAUGUUCUGCCCCUUCCCUGGCAGUGUCAAGCUUCAAACCUGCCUCGCUGGGGGAUGCUGGUGAGAUUUCUGUUUGAAGAUGGACCAGAAGUUGUUCUGACUGCUGAAUUCACACGGUGCCACAUCCGAUGGCUGCCGCAAAGACCUUGGGGAGCGGCUGCAUCCUUGGCGUGAUGCUGCCUUGGGUUUUCUGCCUCCGGCUGGGGGCAGCUUCCUUUCCUAAAGUGACCAUCCCACCAGAGCUGCAGUCAGCAGAGGCUCACGUUGCAGUGAACGCCACGUCGUGCAGCGUCACCUGCGGCCUGGGCCUCCAAGUGGAGGAAAUGUGUGAGAUCACAGCAGCAGGGGAGAGGAAGAACUGCACCACGCGCCGCUCGCACUGCACCACCACGUGGGGCUGCGGUUUGCUGCACCUCACCGUCCCUAUGGGCAAACCCCUGGUGCUCAGCUGCCUGACCUCAGAUGUCAUUGAUUUGGGUGUCAGAGGGUACAGCUGUACGUGGAAACUCGCCCCGGGUCUCAUCACCAUGAAUGAUGUUUUGUUUGCACCUUUCAGAAACCCGGGUUUCGCCGUUGCCUUUUCCCCAACCAAGGAAUCUGAUGCUGGGACGUACCGCUGCGACGUGCGCGUGUUGAAGACGUUCAGGGUCAUCAAGAGGAUCUACUUUGGGCUCAGGGUGAUCCGAAAUGACUUGGUGGACCUGGACUUUGGCAAAUCCUUGACUCGAGAGCAGAAGCUGGCAGUCAGGAACGAGGAAGGAAUCGAAGCCAACAGCACCCUUGUAGACGUGGAGGAGAAGCUGUACUUUUGGCAAAGAAAAUCCUUUCAUAGAUCCUUGAUAGGGCUUGGAACCGGGCUGGUAGGGGUCGUCGUGGUGAGCCUGGCUCUCCGCUGCUUGCAGGAGUGGUUGAGAAGCAGAGCUGCAGAGAAUCAGACUCAGUUCUAGUGCGAUUUCUUGUCUCUGUCUCGCUUAUUGUCACAAGUAGAUCAACAUCAGUAUUGGUGCACUGUUUCACAAUGAGGUUUUGUGACACAGAUCCCUGAGGUCGGUAGCUGGAGCAAAAGAGGUGCAGAGAAGUGAAGAUGCUGCAGCUGGGUCCCUGCUGGGUCUCUGUGGUCCUUCCCAGCAGACCCCAAGGGAAUCUCCUCUUUCCAAGCAGCAGCACUGACACAGAGCAGUGCACACCCACAUUUAGGACACCUCGAGGAACCCACUGCGUGCCGGCUGCGUUCAUCCCACCCAGACCUCUCCUGUCUGUGGCUUUUUUGAUGGUGAGUGCCCCACAUCCUGGGAUAUAUAUGCAGCAGACUUUCAGAGCUCAUUUUGCUUCUGAAUGUGAAGAAAUUGUGCUCUGUGUGCUAUAGAUACACACCACAGGAGUGAGGAGGCUCCAUUCUGCAUGGGGUGAGACCUCCUCGGGUCCUGUCUGGGGCUGGAGGACCCUCUGAAUAGCAGGAGCAGGCAGAUGCUUCCUCGGGAGCUGGUGGUUAAAACCCACAAAGAAGCAGUCCCAUCUGGAGGAGUCCCCUCACACUUUGUAAUGCAAAUAUAGAGCUUGUUUCCUGUGGGCAGCCGGGUUUUAGAAAUGCAGAAAGAUGACAUGAAAGGUCCAGGAGCAUCCGUUUCCUCAGUGCUGAUGAGGAGGUCAAAGUGGGAGCCAAAGGAGUCCUUCAUCUUUUGAUGGUCCGCUCCCUCUUCUUGCCAAGGGGAGGCAGUUGCCCGGAGCAGGGAAGCUGAAUAUGGUUCUUUUAAUGUUUUAAGAUGGAAGGCAGUGAUGGACAGCGUGGCACCAGCACCAGGAAGGGCAGAACGGGGCCUUUGGCUGCAGUUUGAAAUGCUGCUUUCCCUGCGUGCUUUGAGUCUGCCUCUUCUCUCCCGUGUAACUGUUCUGCACUGCAGAAAAAAACGUGUCUUUUUGCUGGUAAUUUGUGCCUCAGCUUCUUUCUCCUCCAUUUCAGCAGUUGUUCCUCUGUCUCCCCCAGAGGAGGGGGCUGCACAGGGGCUGCCUGCACACCCCUCCUCACACUGAGGCUCUCUGUGGCACAAACUUCUGCAGCCUGCUGCUGGGCCCAGGUAUUAGGAAGCAAUUAGAAUUGCACAUGCUAAAGCCAAACAGAUUGUGUGAGGGAGGAAGUCAAUUUGCUAAUGGCAUUAGCACUUGGAUAGAAGGAGGCAAUAACAGAAUGGUGAGGCACAGGCAGCUGUUUAAAUUGCUGUUAGCUACUGAAGCUUAUCUAAAUUGAAUAACUAGAUUGCCUUAACUGCUGGAAUUUGAAUGGUAGCUAAGAGGAAAACAACCCCCAUAUGCUGCUCUUACACCCAGCCUGGCUCUGCCAUCCUCUGCACGCUGAUCUGUGUUAAUUCUUUUGCUCAGUCCCACAGUCUGCUGGGGUGCAUUGAGCAGUGCAGCUCACAGGCUGUUGCCCUCUUCUCCCUUUCCCAGCACUCUGCCUUCCCUCACUGCUGCUCUCCCUCCCUUUGGCUCAUUUGUUACUAUCUUGUUUGCUGCAGGCAUCCCUUAAACCUCAAGCAGGAUGGAGGGAGUGCCUGGAAAUGUGGCAAUUUUCUUCAAUAGCCACUUGUUUUGUAGAACAGCUUUCCUAGCCCGGUAUUGCAGAGGGUUUUACAACGUAGCAGUGGAUGUGGUUCGGUGGGAGCAACAACUGGGCUUGCAAAUGCAGCAGCAAUGCAGUGCUCAGCAAUGGGGCUCAGCUCAGAUGCCUGCAUACCUCCAGGAGAGGCUUUUAGCAGCAUCCUCGUGGCAUUGGUGGCACUGCUAAGAAGUAAGAAGGACCCUGUGAAAUUGGAUGACUUCCCUCGCUGAGCCAUAACAGCAUUGGAACAAAACCCGGGCGCUUAACUCGUCCCUGUCCUCUCCGCCUUGAAAUGAAGUAUCUCCAAGCCUUCUGCAUCAGGAGGAUCUCUCUCCAAACGGGUGGAUUUUCUCUUACCCUUCCCCAGACAACAAAGAAGCAAACAACAGA
Molecule: messenger RNA, 3858 nt
Organism: Lagopus muta (rock ptarmigan)
Lineage: Eukaryota; Metazoa; Chordata; Aves; Galliformes; Phasianidae
Gene: TMEM81
Product: transmembrane protein 81
Exons: 5
Coding region: 1001-1819 (272 amino acids)
Source: RefSeq, a predicted model, not a curated record